Molecule: messenger RNA, 3492 nt
Organism: Neoarthrinium moseri
Lineage: Eukaryota; Fungi; Ascomycota; Sordariomycetes; Amphisphaeriales; Apiosporaceae
Exons: 5
Coding region: 1-3492 (1163 amino acids)
Source: RefSeq, a predicted model, not a curated record
AUGAACAGCGAUCGGAAGCCCAAAGUGUUCAGGCUGCGGCAACUACCCCGCGAUGCUACGGAGUCCCAAACGCUGGUCUUUCUCAGCAAAGGUCUAGGCGGUAUACGAGUCGAUGACAUACACAUAUAUUCAUUGGCGACGAGCCUGAGUCCCUGGCGACCAACUAAAACGGCCACACUCAUGUUUGACUCACCUCCUCCUCUAACCGAGCAACAUAAAGAAGAAGACGAAUGGCAAAUCACAGUGAUGGGACUUGAAAAGCCUCUGAUAUUAGAUACUCAUUUUCGUGGGCUAACACCGCUUCGCGACCCAACUUCGGAGCACAGUUUCGACUGCAUCUCACUCUCGGGGCUCUCAAGUCACCCAUUCGGGUCAUGGCAGCCCAAAAAGAGCGACAAAACACUCAUGUGGAUCAGAGACGAAUUACCCUUUGAUCUGCCUCAGCUCAGGCCAGUCGUUUAUGGUUACGAGACGCCAUUGCCUAGAAGCAGAUCAUUCCAGAGUAUCGAUGAUCUCGCGUCGCAACUCAUUAGCCAUUUGGAAUCCAGUGGAUGGACUUCGUUGAGCGCAAAGCCACUCGUGUUCCUGGCUCAUAGCCUUGGAGGACUCGUCCUCAAGCGCGCCAUUGUGGCACUUGCCAACAGGGGCGAUGGCGAUAUGGCCAUCCGUAUUACUGGAGGUAUCUUCUUCGGGGUGCCGAACUUCGGUAUGGAGCAGUCAUCGUUUCGAUCAAUGGCCAAGGGGAAUCCCAACGAGCCAUUGGUAGAUGAUUUAUCCCACGAUUCGCCGUGGCUGCAACGCCUCGAAUCACAAUUCAAUGGCAUUUCCUUCCUACAGAAGAUGAGAAUGUUCUGGGGCUAUGAAACGUGCACAUCGCCCACCUUAGUACUAAAUGAUGAUGGUAAAUUUGUGGCGGGCGCUGAUGUGAUUCUUGUUACGCCCCAAUCCGCCACACGGGGUUUACUAGAAUCAGAUGAAAGCCUGACAUUUCCACUCAAUGAAAACCAUUCCAAUAUCGUCAAGUUUUCUCGAAAUCAUGAAGAUUACAAUGUUGUUGUGGGAAAGAUUGCUCAGAUCUGCAACAUCCCACCUGACCGCGUUGCUUCUAGCGAGGCGAAUGAAAGCCAUCCAAAUAGUUCGACCUCUAGCCGGAUGAGAUUACCCAAGCUUCCACUGGGUCGAGAUUCCACACUCAGUAGUUCAGCUCAGCCAAGCGAUAGAAAACUAUUAGAUGUCUUACUUCGUUCACUAAAAGCGCCGGCGCGAGACAGUCGCAUGAAUGAGAUUGAACCACAUUUCCGCAAUACGUUCGACUGGAUAUUUGACAAGCCAGAAAGUGGCUUUGUCCACUGGUUGGAGGUUGGAGAAGGAGCAUUUUGGAUCAAUGGCAGCCCUGGAUCAGGGAAGUCUACUCUCAUGAAGUACAUAUUCAACGAUCAUCGAACCCGCGAACUUCUCCACGAUUUCAGAAACCCAGGCGAUGAAGUGUUUGCAGGAUUCUUCUUCCAUCAUCGCGGCUCACCAGAGCAGAAGUCCUUCGAUGGAUUACUCAGAAGUAUUCUUAGCCAGGUUCUGGAACAAAUCCCAAAGGUCAGCCAGAUCCUUGGUUGCCUUAUCAAACAAGAUGAUUCCGGAGAGCUUGUGUUCCCGGAUUGGUCCACUCUUAUGUUGGAAGAAGCCUUCAACAUGAUUUUGAACCAACAGCGAUUCAGGUUGAGAAUUUUACUCUUCAUGGAUGCGUUAGACGAAUAUCAUGGGCGGCCUGAAUUCAUCGGCAACUUCGUCGAAAGUCUCGUGAACAGAGAUAACACAUCCUUAACACAUCUGAAGUUAUGCUUCUCUAGCCGCCCUUGGACUGCAUUCACGACCCGUUUCACGGACUACGUGAGCCUCACGAUUCAAGACUUCACCAAGGGUGAUAUCCGCCGUUAUUGUCUCGGGGCGAUGGACGCUAAACUUUCCAUUGAUAUAUCUAUCCGUAUGGAAGACUUGAUAUCGCACGUCGUCAACCGGUCUAAGGGUGUAUUUCUGUGGGUCAAAUUGGUAGCAAGCGACCUUGCUAGCGCCGCCAACUCAGGAUGCAGUGAGGAGGACUUGGAACGACUCCUACAAUCUCUACCCGAUGAGCUAAGCGACUACUACGCAGAAAUCGUCCGAAGGACGCCGAUCACAUCUCGUUGGACUCUUUACGCCAUGCUAGAAAUCACAGCUCGAUCCAUAUAUCCCUUGAGCGGGCCUGAACUCAUAGGUGCAGUCGAGUGUUCCCGAUGUUCGACUUAUGCAGAGGCAGUUUCGGAAUCGGAGAGAUUGCAGGUACUGAGAGGGCCAUUAUGCAAGGAGUAUGCAGCAACUCAAAUAAGAAAUCACGCACAAGGUCUCGUGCAGAUUCGGGGAGGCCACGCUGAGCUUUUGCAUCAGACUGUCAAGGAAUUCGUUGGCCGACCCAACUUCAGCGCUCUCGUCCUCGAAACCGAGGCCAAGGCCACCUUUGAAAACGGACAUUCUUUCUUGUUCAAGUGGCUUUUGUCGCAACGCGAUCACGUUGAGGAACGAGGGACUCGGGGUCCGACCGGGACUUUCGAGAUUGAGACCUCGAUCAUGUAUUAUGCCAGAAUGUCAGAGAAGACUACCGGCAGGAGCAUGAGAGUAUUUCUGAACAGUAUCCCACCAGAAAGGUAUACAGAUAUCGCCAGCAAGUGGUCAACAAGCGUGAAGAGCCCUCUUGGCUAUGCCUCGUUAGCAGGCCUUCGUCUGUACUUCCGAGAAUCGAUCAAGCUGGACCCAGGAUUCUUGCUCAACUGCGACAGACGCAACCAAGAAUCCUUGAUUUCGCUAGCUCUCUGGCUCUUCUGGCGAAAAAAGAACCAUGGCAAAAUACCAAUCUCCCGAUCUACCGAAGGCGCUGAGCUUGUCCGACUAAUCCUAGAAAACGGCUACAGAAUCGACAGCGAAAGAGAAGCAUUUUCUGAGCUGGUCACUUAUGUGGCCACGACUCCACCGAGAAACAUACGGAACAAGUCCAUAGACAUCAUCAUUCGCUUUCUAGAACUUGGGCAGGAUCCCAAUGCGCCGAUGACCAUCUGGACAUCUUUCCGCGAGAGAACUGCAGACGGAAGCGGGCCGCUGAUCUGCAAGCCGCUGCACAUCAGCCCGCCCGAAGUCGUGCCGUCUCUGAUAGUUCACGGUGCGGAUCCCAACGCCGAGGACUCGGAAGGCAUGACGCCGUUGGACAGGCUGUACUACAACGUGUCGGUCGAGACGCAAAUGGAGAUCUUCCUUCGCGGGAGCCACAGGAGGACUGUAGCGGAGUCGUACCAGGUCGCUUGCAUGCUGCUGGAGGCGGGUGGACAACGGACAGGAAAGGUAACGGACCGGGCCUGGCGCAGGCUCAUGGAUCUCUUCUCCAGAAACGGAUAUGAUGUCGAGUCACUUGAACGUCUUGCUGGUAGUAGAGCCCGUUGGAAGAGAUGGCCACUACCGUGGGGUUCGUGA